AUGAAGAAAAAACGUAGGUAAGCCAUAUAGGUUUUGAUUUCAACAUCUGCAAUCUGCAAUCUGUUAUGUGCAGAUUUGUAUUCAGAACACUGCGGGCAAGUGUAAACAUUUCCAUUUCCCGUGUGAUUCACAAGACGCUAAAAAAAUAUUGUUGCAGAAGCUGGCUAGCUGGGCUAUGGUGCUAACCCAAGUAGAAUGCACUGAAUACAUCAAGUUCUUACGAUCAUGGUGAAUUCCUAGGUUUUCAAGAAUGACUGUCCAUACGUAAAUAUCUAGGUGUCGUACAUGCAUGAAAAAUAGAGUUGUCUCACCUUUGAUUUCAUUUUGAUCUCUUGAUUUAGAAUACAACAGUCACCCCUCUUCCGAGUUCCACAGGAUUUCUUUCAGCCAACGUCAUCACGUAGCCAAGAAUCGCAUGGCGCGUGAUGAGCAAUGUAAACAAACCCGCCGGCUGCCCGCCCCAACAGUCUGGUUUCCACUAGAUAAUACAGCCACAAAGUCAGAUUCCACAGCCACAAAUCAAAUUAAAUUGUAUUUGUCACAUGCGCCGAAUACAACAGGUGUAGACCUUACCGUGAAAUGCUUACUUACAAGCCCUUAACCAACAAUGCAGUUCAAGAAAUAGAGUUAAGAAAAUGUUUACUAAAUAAACUAAAGUAAAAAAUUAAAUAAAAAGUAACACAAUAAAAUAACAAUACAGAGGCUAUGCAGGGGGUACCAGUACCGAGUCAAUGUGCAGGUGUGCAGGUGUACAGGUUAGUCGAGGUAAUUUGUACAUGUAGGUAGGGGUAAAGUGACUAUGCAUAGAUAAUAAACAGCGAGUAGCAGCAGUGUAGCUUGGCCCCAGUGAUGUACUUACUACCCUCUGUAGCGCCUUACGGUUGGAUGCAGUUGCCAUACCUGGUGGUGAUGCAACCGGUCAGGAUGCUCUCGAUGGUGCAGCUGUAUAACUUUUUGAGGAUCUGGGGACCCAUGCCAAAUAUUUUCAGUCUCCUGAGGGGGAGUCAACAUUGGCUACAAAAAUGUGCUUUUAGGUCUUAAUUUAAGGUUAGGCAUAAGGUUAGCAGUGUGGUUAGGGUUAAAUUUGGAUUUCAAAUCAAUUUUAAGAAGAUAAAUUGUAGAAGUCUGGACACACCUACUCAUUCAAGGGUUUUUCUUUAUUUUUACUAUUUUCUACUAUGUAGAAUAAUAGUGAAGAUUUCAAAACUAUUAAAUAACACAUCAUGUAGUAACCAAAAAAGUGUUAAACAAAUGAAAAUAUAUUUUAUAUUUGAGAUUCUUCAAAGUAGCCACCCUUUGCCUUGAUGACAGCUUUGCACACUCUCGGCAUUCUCUCAACCAGCUUCACUUGGAAUGCUUUUCCAACAGUCUUGAAGGAGUUCCCACAUGUGCAGAGCACUUGUUGGCUGCUUUUCCUUCACUCUGAGGUCCAACUCAUCCCAAACCAUCUCAAUUGGGUUGAGGUCGUGUGAUUAUGGAGGUCAGGUCAUCUGAUGCAGCACCCCAUAACUCUCUUUGGUCAAAUAGCCCUUACACAACCUGGAGGUGUGUUUUGGGUCAUUGUCCUGUUGAAAAACAAUUGAUAGUCCCACUAAGCGCAAAUCAGAUGGGAUGGCGUAUCGCUGCAGAAUGCUGUGGUAGCCAUGCUGGUUAAGUGUGCCUUGAAUUCUAAAUAAAUCACUGAAAGUGUCACCAGCAAAGCACCCCCACACCAUCACACCUCCUCCUCCAUGCUUCACGGUGGGAACCACACAUGCAGAGAUCAUCCGUUCACCUACUCUGCGUCUCUCAAAGACAAGGCGGUUGGAACCAAAAAUCUCAAAUUUUGACUCAUCAGACCAAAGGACAGAUUUCCACCAGUCUAAUGUCCAUUGCUCGUGUUUCUUGGCCCAAGCAAGUCUUUCUUCUUAUUGGUGUCCUUUGCAGCAAUUCAACCAUGAAGGUCUGAUUCACACAGUCUCCUCUGAAGAGUUGAUGUUGAGAUGUGUCUGUUACUUGAGCUCUGUGAAGCAUUUAUAUUGGGCUGCAAUCUGACGUUCAGUUAACUCUAAUGCUCUUCAGCAGAGGUAACUCUGGGUCUUCCUUUCCUGUGGCGGUCCUCAUGAUAGCCAGUUCAUCAUAGCGCUUGAUGGUUUUUGCGACUGCACUUAAAGAAACAUUAAAAGUUCAUGAAAUGUUCUGUAUUGACUGACCUUCAUGUCUUAAAGUAAUGAUGGACUGUCGUUUCUCUUUGCUUAUUUGAGCUGUUCUUUCCAUAAUAUGGACUUGGUCUUUUACCAAAUAGGGCUUACUUCUGUAUACUACCCCUACCUUGUCACAACACAACUGAUUGGCUCAUUAAGAAGGAAAGAAAUUCCACAAAUUAAUUUUUAACAAGGCACACCUGUUAAUUGAAAUGCAUUCCAGGUGACUACCUCAUGAAGCUGGUUGAGAGAAUGCCAAGAGUGUGCAAAACUGUCAUCAAGGCAAAGGGUGGCUACUUUGAAGAAUCUCAAAUAUAAAAUAUAUUUUGAUUUGUUUAACACUUUUUUGCUACUACAUGAUUCUAUAUGUGUUAUUUCAUCGUUUUGAUGUUUAGAUGUUUUGAUGUUUUGAUGUUUAGAAAAUAGUAAAAAUAAAGAAAAACCCUUGAAUGAGUAGGUGUGUCCAAACUUUUGACUGGGACUGUAUAUACACUACCGUUCAAACGUUUGGGGUCACUUAGAAAUGUCCUUGUUUUCGAAAGAAAAGCAUUUUUUUGUCCAUUAAAAUAACAUCAAAUUGAUCAGAAAUACAGUGUAGACAUUGUUAUGUUGUACAUGGCUAUUGUAGCUGGGAACGGCUGAUUUUUCAUGUUUCUACAUAGGCGUACAGAGGUCCAUUAUCAUCCACCAUCAGUCCUGUGUUCCAAUGGCACGUUGUGUUUGCUAAUCCAAGUUGAUCAUUUUAAAAGGCUAAUUGAUCAUUAGAAAACCCUUUUGCAAUUAUGUUAGCACAGCUGAAAACUGUUGUGCUGAUUAAAGAAGCAAUAAAACUGGCCUUCUUGAGACUAGUUGAGUAUCUGGAGCAUCAGCAAUUGUGGGUUCGAUUACAGGCUCAAAAUGGCCAGAAACAAAUAACUUUCUUAUGAAACUCGUAAGUCCAUUGUUUUUCUGAGAAAUGAAGGCUAUUCCAUGUGAGAAAUUGCCAAGAAACUGAAGAUCUCAUUUUCUUCGCUGUGUACUACUCCCUUCACAGAACAGCGCAUACUGGCUCUAACCAGAAUAUAAAGAGGAGUGGGAGGCCUCGGUGCACAACUGAGCAAGAGGACAAAUACAUUAGAGUGUCUAGUUUGAGAAAGCAGGCCAGAGGUGGAUGAACGCAAUGCCCUCGUUUGGGUGUAGGGACUGAUCAGAGCCUGAAGGUACGGAGGUGCCGUUCCCCUCACAGCUCCGUAGGCAAGCACCAUGGUCUUGUAGCAGAUGCGAGCUUCAACUGGAAGACAGUGUAGUGUGCGGAGGAGCGGGGUGACGUGAGAGAACUUGGGAAGGUUGAACACCAGACUGGCUGCGGCAUUCUGGAUGAGUUGUAGGGGUUUAAUGGCACAGGCAUGGAGCCCAGCCAACAGCGAGUUGCAGUAAUCCAGACGGGAGAUGACAAGUGCCUGGAUUAGGACCUGUGCCGCUUCCUGUGUAAGGCAGGGUCGUACUCUCCGAAUGUUGUAGAGCAUGAUCCUACAGGAUCGGGUCACCGCCUUGAUGUUAGCGGAGAACGACAGGGUGUUGUCCAGGGUCACGCCAAGGCUCUUCGCACUCUGGGAGGAGGACACAACGGAGUUGUCAACCGUGAUGGCGAGAUCAUGGAACGGGCAGUCCUUCCCCGGGAGGAAGAGCAGCUCCGUCUUGCCAAGGUUCAGCUUGAGGUGGUGAUCCGUCAUCCAUACUGAUAUGUCUGCCAGACAUGCAGAGAUGCGAUUCGCCACCUGGUUAUCAGAAGGGGGAAAGGAGAAGAUUAGUUGUGUGUCGUCUGCGUAGCAAUGAUAGGAGAGGCCAUGUGAGGAUAUGACAGAGCCAAGUGACUUGGUGUAUAGCGAGAAUAGGAGAGGGCCUAGAACUGAGCCCUGGGGGACACCAGUGGUGAGAGCACGUGGUGCGGAGACAGCUUCUCGCCACGCCACUUGGUAGGAGCGACCGGUCAGGUAGGACGCAAUCCAAGAGUGAGCCACGCCGGAGAUGCCCAGCUCGGAGAGGGUGGAGAGGAGGAUCUGAUGGUUCACAGUAUCAAAGGCAGCAGACAGGUCUAGAAGGACAAGAGCAGAGGAGAGAGAGUUAGCUUUAGCAGUGCGGAGAGCCUCCGUGACACAGAGAAGAGCAGUCUCCGUUGAAUGACCAGUCUUGAAACCUGACUGGUUUGGAUCAAGAAGGUCAUUCUGAGAGAGAUAGCAAGAGAGUUGGCUAAAGACGGCACGCUCAAUAGUUUUGGAGAGAAAAGAAAGAAGGGAUACUGGUCUGACCACCCCUCAGCCAUCCUCACGUAUUUUGUGCCCCCUCAUAUAUUUGGGAUGCGUGAUGCAUCUGCACACACACACACACACACACACACACACACACACACACACACACACACACACACACACACACACACACACACACACACAGCCAAUAAAACUGUUGAUAUUUCUAAAUAUAUUUUUUGUGCUUGAUGGGUGAUCUUGAUAUCGAUGAUGUUUUCAAAGUAGCCCAAUCAAAGGGUCUCCUGUUGAAGUUGUAAUCUGUCCUGAAGUGGUGCUUUGUUGGUCUGCGCCUGUAGCUUGACCAGACAUUCUUUGGCCCUGUGCUGUGGGCCCAUCCUACGCAGGACAGGUGCAGGGAUCAGCGAGGGCAGGUCUAAGCUCCUCUUGGCCGGGAAUGGAGCCUUGCUAUGGGCCCCUGGUCAAAAGUAGUGCACUAUAUAGGGAAUUGGGUGGGGUGCCAUUUUGGGACGUGACCAUUGACACUGCAAUUUGUACUACAGGGUCCCCAGGUUCUUACUGUUCUUGGGUAUUAGUGAGAGAGACCACAGAAGCAACUCUACUGAUACCUGACUAAUAUCACACAGGACAGGUGAAACAACUUGUUCUUAUCUAGCUAGCUACCUGGAUUUAUCUCAUGAUAUGUCUCUUGAUAUGGUGAAUACAACAGGUAUAUACAGGACAAAUCUGUUGUGUGGAAUGAGUAAAAACCCAAUGAUAUUUAAUCUCAAGCACAAAAAUAUUCAUUUUCAGUCGAGAAAAAGCGAAAUGCUACUUAAAUACUAUUGCUGAAAUGUACUGUGACCAAAAAUAUUUGCACCUGGAUGUAAAAUCAAAGCUAGCUAUGGGAGAACUGUUCUUUAUCAAUAUUUGUUUCAUACAUUGAACAUACUUAUGUUAGUAGGGAAAUUAAAUAGAAUUCUAAUAGCAGCUUCUUUUGUUUUUGAAUAUGGUAUUUGUGGGGUUCUAUUUUCUCAUAAUUGGAUCUGUAUGUGAUGAAUAGCUUAGAAGGAAUGCAUUAAUGAUAAGCAUAGAAGGUUUGUACUAUACUGAUAUAAAUUGUUUCACAUAACAAGCUGUGAUUCAUGUAAGGAACGUUAGGGGGUAGGACAGAUAAGACUUGUAUUUCUUACAGAUACGAACACUGCCUCUUUGUUGUCUGUGAACCGUUGUCUGUGAACCGUCCUUGAACGUAGGUACUUACAGUACAGUGGUGUCUUUUGGGUGCUGACUGCACAGGUUGUUAUGAUAAAAACUUAUGCCUGGCAACAGUGUGCAACGGUGGAGCGCCAAGAGGCUGGGACCAGCCUGUGCGCCAACGGAUUGGCUGAGUAAGUCUAAACCACGCUCAGUCUCUACUCUGAUUGGCCAGCAGAGAGUGGGAACUAUCUCUGUCAGAGUAUUUGAAGAAGAACUCAGAACAAUGGAUUAGUUCUCGGAGUGCCCUGCGUGGUAUUUCAGUGGACCCGUAUAUACGAACCUUCAUACUUAUCAUACAUACAUUUUGCUUAAUCCAUCUUGAUUUAAAUGUUAAUGUAAAAUUUGUUCCCAACAUUGAAAAAUGUCUGUGUUUGUGUGUUAUUUUUUUUCCAGCAAGAUGAAGGGGGUGAUGUCCUGCAGGACCUAGCACAACAUGUAAGGAAAAUCGUUGUGUACUAACCUGGGAUAUUUACGUUAAGGAUUAUGUUUACCAAUCGAUGACAGUAUUGACUCAAUACGGGGUUUGCUUUCCGCUAUCCGUCGCCGUUUAAAUGUCUGACAUAUAACCGUGCUCGAGAAAACCACAGGUAGCAUAAUGUAUUUCAGCAGAUUUCGUGCGUUUCUGUGUGAAAAGACACUAAUUUAUGUGCUACUUAAUUCGUGCGAAAAGACACCAAUUUAACCAGUAGGCUACACACAACAACCAUAAACGGAUAGCCUAUUUUUCUUUAUUUUCUUUAUUAUGGCUAAUUAAACGUUAUGAAUAUACAGAAAUGUUGUCUUUAUUUAAUAAUGUUUCAAACACUGUAGUUGUAUGCCUAUGUACUGUUUGAGAUUUUCUGAACAUCAUUUGUGAGAAAAUACACACAUUUACGUGCAACUUAAUUCGUGGGAAAAAUUGUUUUAUUAAUGCUAACGCUGUUUUCUAUGCUUGAUUUCGAUUAAUACUUUGGGAUACCGGUGCACUUUUGGUCAGAAAGGCCCCUUUUCCAUGUAGGCAACAGUACACGAUUUUCUUCAUAAUGCAUUUCAUAUUUCGUAGAGUCUAAAUUACACAAUUUUCUUCAUAAUUCAUUUAAUACAUGUUAAAGAGGUUAAUGUAAAAAUAAUGAAAUAUGUCGGCUUUCACUUAUGGCACUUCCAAGGCCUUUCUAUUGUGGUUAUGUCAAUCAUAUUAUAUACUUAGGCUAUUGUAACGCGUUCAACCAGUUAGCAAGUCAGAAAUGUCCGUUUCCUAGUACCGACUAGCACUUGAAUGCUGUAUUAUGCCAACUUCACAUACUCGUGGAAAAUGGGAAGUUGUAACUCCCACAUGAUUGUGUUCAAGUGGUUUUGAAGUCGGAACAAUUCUUAAACCAAUAAGAUUGGCAACAACAUUUUCACUAUUUCUCACUUGUAAUUCCUACUUGGAGGGUCAUUCAAGUGAAACUUCCCAGUCGGAACUAGGUAUUUCCGAUAACUCUGAUAGCACCCUGAACACGACAUUAAUAUGUGUGAUCGACAACAGUAGGGUCUGGGUCCCGGCAUGUGCAGUCCCCAUACCCAUUCCAUAAGAGUGAGUCUCAGUAGUCUACUAUAUGUCCGUGCUAUGUGAAGUAAGUAUGGUGAUUAUUAUUAAGGUUCUGGUCGUCUGAGAUACCAACAAGUAAGGCUAUACAACAUACAAUAUCAAUAAAUAUAUAUUUUCUCCUAUUAGUGUAUUUGAGUUUGUUCUGUCGUUUCUGGAUGAUUUAAUUGAAAUUGCAACCAACUUUCUAUGGCUUGUUUUAGAUAUAGUGAAAUUUGAGAGAUUAUUUAAUUUCAAAUAACUGAAAGUGAGAGGUUGUAAUUUGAAUAAAGGGGGGAAAUGCCAUUAUUGAACAUGUGGUGAUUAGAACAAAAGAUUUCACUCUUGACUUUGGCGAAUAUUAUUGUGCGGCAGUGUCCUAAUGCCUGCGCGCAGUGGACUAUUGGCAUCGUUUGCCAUAGCAGGCUGGCAUUAGAUUAGAACAUAAGAUUUCACUCUUGACUUCAGCGACUAUUAUUGCGCAUAAAGGGCCGGCAGUGUACUGUUGCGCGCACAUUGUGCUUUUGCCUGCGUGCAGUGUGCAGUUGCAUCCGCGCAGUGUACUAUUGGCCUCGUUUGCCAUAGCAGGCUAGCAUUAAAUUAUAACACAAGAUUUCACUCUUGACUUUGGCGACUAUUAUUGCGUGUAAAUGCCGGCAGUGUUCUAUUGUUUUGGGCGCGCAGUGUAUUAUUGCGGGCGCACGCAAAGUGUAUUGUUUUUUGGCGUACAGUGUGUUUAUUGGGCGCGCAGUGUAUUGUUUUGGGCACGCAGUGUACUGUUUUGGGUGCGCGGUCAAAAAAAAAAAGAAGCAAAGCAUCCCUUCCGAUAGCCGACAGAGGAGGCCUCCGCAACGGGCCAAUCGGGGUGGUGGGGAGAUGGUGUCCAAUCAGCAGAUGCCACUGCCGACUUUAUACAUUUAACAUGGGCAUUUCGAGGCUAUACUCCGACUGUCUAAGAAGGAAGCUAGCGCCAUGGCCAGAACCAAGCAAACCGCUCGCAAAUCCACCCGUGGCAAAGCCUACAGGAUGCAGCUCGCCGCCAAGGCUGCGCGCAGGAGAGCCUCCCCGUUACAGGCCCGGCACCGUGUCUCAGAGAGAUCCGUCGUUACCAAAGCUCCACUGAGCUGCUCCUCCGCAAUGUGCCCUUCCAGCGCCUGGGGAGAAAAAUCGCCCUGUUCUUCAAGACCGACCUGUGCUUCCAGAGCUCCGCCGUGAUGGCCCUGCAGGAGGCCAGCAAGGCUUACCUGGUCGGUCUGUUCGAGGACACCAAACUGUGUGCCAUCCACGCAAAGAGGGUGCAUAUCGUGCCCUAG
Coregonus sp. 'balchen' is the source of this 8527-nucleotide messenger RNA. The record is from the annotation of a GenBank genome assembly. NCBI's taxonomy places the organism in Eukaryota, Metazoa, Chordata, Actinopteri, Salmoniformes, Salmonidae.